UGGAAGGUGUUACCCGGUUGCAUCACUUGCGUAUAAAUAUUUUUGUAGUGAAUAGUUCGCAAUGAACAUCAUAAAGAGCCUACAUUCGUAGAGCACAAAUAAAAUGACAAUCAGGUACGAAAAUAUACAAAAUCUGCCGUUAAACACAUAAACGUUGGUGCUAUUCAAUCAUGAUUUGGCAAACUUGCAUUUGCUUUUUAUUAAUCGGAACUAGUUUACUGGUUCACAUUGUCCAACCAAUUCAAAUCCCUCAACACCUUCUCCAUUGCUAUCGCGGCAAUGCAACCCAACCGAGGAUCGCCAAUUCGUUUCAAAUUUUCCUGGAACUACUACGAAAAAUCGAGGACGCUAAUCCCACGUCAAUGGACAUACGUCGAUUCAGUGUGAAUAUAUUCCAUCAAUUACGAUUGGAUGGAAUCGAAAGGGCUCCGUCGAUUCUAGAACAAGAAUUUGUUACGCCAUUUCGAGCUAAUGGCAAAAUGACGCCGAAAUUCGAAUUGCUUCUGGAAUUGAUAUCGAAUGAGGCGGGACCAGUAGAGUUUCAACGCUUUCUGACGCCGGACGAAAUUUGUGUACUUCAUCGAAUUGUGAGUUCAUCAGUGGAACCAUACGAAAGAGGUGAUGAGAGUACGGUUUGUCCGUUGAAUUUAAUGUCCGACGACAGAGUGGAGAGUCCUUGGAUUAAUAUUAACAAACAUCAAAAUACGGAUGGUACUGCUACAGCUGUAUCUGAACGGAUUUCUAGAUGUCCACUUGAAUUAGGCGUCGCUAGGAGCCAAGAUUAUGGAAGCUUUUCCCCGGGAACAGUAAUAGCAUCCAUAGCAGCUGGAUUACAGCCUCAAAACGUUCGAAUCAAUGAAUUUGUAUCACUUCAACAUAAAAAGCCGCAAUGGGAAAAUUUAGAGACGAUGACGGAAAAUGAUUCUGAACAGUCGUUGAACAAACUUCUCAACUCGCUCAAUUCAAUAGACAACACCUAUGCAGCCGGUCUAUCAGGAGACCUUGCUGAAGUGUGUGUCUAUCAAGGACCCUACUUAGGAGUAAACUCAUCCGUAGGAUUGGCCGGAUCUUGGAACGAUACACAUUUUCCAAGAAUAAGAUAUUUAUCCGAAAGACAUCAAGCACGCUGGGAAUUUACGGAUAGUGAAAUUUUAGCUGGCAUCGAUGGCAUGUUUUUAUCGAAUCAAAUAUCGAAUUGGCUUCAAAGAAUUAGACGGCUGCGACUGUCCCAAUUAAUUGACAUGUACUACAGUGCUAGAGGUAUACCUGCGAUGGCUAUAGAAUCGGCUAAUCGGGGCAGGUCCAGCAAUCGCAGGCCGAUAAAUCUAAAAGAUAACGCAGAAAGUAGGGAAGCGUUAGAAAUCCAGCAAUUCAGUUCAAAGUCCAAUUCGAAAUUGAGCCGAAUAUUCAACGAUCCGGACCUGGAAUUGCGGGAACAAGAAGAAUAUUUAGAACGAUUUUCGGUCAACGACGGUAUUACCAGUGCAUGCAACCGCAAAACCAUUUUACGGUUGAUUGACCGUGAGAAGCUGAAAGAUGAAACUUAUUUCCUGUCGCAAGUUUUGCAAUAUGCUACUAGUAGCUUGGCUAUUACUGACGAGGCACUACGAAUAAACUGUGAUGCUGCUGUUGACAAUUUUUUCAAUUACGCUGAAGUAAUGCUAGACAAAAUACCAACGUGCAGUCAGAUUUUAACUGAUUUUCGAAAGCCCGUUGUCGAUUUAACAUUGAUAAUCGAUGGGUCGCGCGGUAUAUACGAAAAUCAACAGCUUAUAUCGUCGAUAGCUGAACUCAUUGAUGUAUCGUCGUAUGGGUCGUCGAUCAGCGUAAUUCAUGGACAAAGUGGUCUUUACAUGGUCAAUCGAACCAACAGCGUGACGACUGCAUUUGCUCAGCUUCAAAAUUUUACUGGCUCAUAUCCAAUCGGCAUCUCCUUGUCCCGGUCAUUGGGAGCUAUUGUCAGGAGGCUUUCUAAUCUAACUGAAACAGAUCGAAUCAAUGGAUUGUAUGGAGGCCUGUCACAAGUGGUUCUGGUAGUCGCGCAAAGCCAGAGAAUAUCGCAGAGCGAUUUUGCGAGUGCUAAACGAAUGAUUGAAGGAUCUUUCCAACAAUUUCCCGACUUAUAUUUUGUGUUCCUUACCAACGAUCCGGAUACGUUCAAAGAAAUGGUGCACGACGCACAAACCAUUUUCGAUAUAAAGCGACAGCAGGAACAUUACAAAAUAAUUGAGUCGAAUUCUAUCGAUCCGAGUGAUUUCAGCCACAAUUUAUUCAGACAUUUAAAAUUGAUACCGAAGCGUAUAAUGGCUCCGUUUUGUGACACAUUGACGCCGGAAGAGCGACGCAAGAUGAUCCUAAUGACUAACAAUCAAAAUUGGAAUUCGUUCGAAGACUAUGCAACGGUUAGUCAGGAGCUCCGAUAUCGGAUAAGUCCAUUUUAUUUAAGGAACGCUGAUCAAGUUACUGUUGAGUUUCAAGGUGUGAUGUAUGGGUCACUAAUCAUCUGCCUAUCACGAGAUGUCAACUACUCUCCACUGGAAUGUAAAACAGUCGAAGAUCGUAACGUGGCUGAAUUUACGAUAAUAAGACCAUGUGACGACAUAUUCCAAUGUUAUGGAUUGUACUUUUCGGUUAUAGUGGAGAAGAGCAACGUGCGAUGUACAGAAAAUGAUUGCCGAUAUCCUGACCAAGUGAGAUUCUUGAUUCGGCCGGGAGGCUUAACAUGUGAAGUAAAUCGACGAAGUAAUUUCUCUUGUAAAAUUAGUUUUAGCCAUAGAAUGUUAGUUUUUGUAUUUAUCGUUGUUUUUGUUGAUAAGAUUCGCAAUUAUUUUUGAAAUAAAUGAUGUUGUGCGAUGA
Molecule: messenger RNA, 2856 nt
Organism: Bradysia coprophila
Lineage: Eukaryota; Metazoa; Arthropoda; Insecta; Diptera; Sciaridae
Source: RefSeq, a predicted model, not a curated record